Ectocarpus siliculosus is the source of this 1688-nucleotide messenger RNA. The record is from the annotation of a GenBank genome assembly. Lineage: Eukaryota; Phaeophyceae; Ectocarpales; Ectocarpaceae.
ACCUGCAGACCAGGCCAACUCACCGCCGCCCCAGCCAGGCUGUGUGUCAGGCUCAGCACUGCGUGCGACUCCGGUAGGUUAUGCGCUAUGAUGCCCGGUGGUUGACCGGGACCGCUUGCCUCGUGGCAUCUCCAAGAGCCUUCCGGCCAUUGAGUCAACCGUGCUGUUUCCGACGGUACCUCAACGGCGACAAAUGGAGCAUCUCUUCCACAUCAUGUAGCAGUACCGGCAAUGUCGGCCGGGAGAGGUUGCAGCCGUUGCAACGAGCCGCUUCCAUGCUUGGGAUGGAUGCCGGGCUUGGUGUGGCAGGUCUCAGCGCUCUGAGCGCCGUGCGUCUCUUCACUGCAAGCAUCACCCCCAAGCGCGUGCGCGUGGUGACGGACAUCGAUGACACCGUCAAAUCGUCGGGGAACAAGCGCUUGUUCGGGGUACCGCUGGGAGGGAUCGACGCUCAAUACCGCAGGGGAGUUUUUUACCCCGGGGUGUUCCAAUUCUCCCUGGAGCUGUCGCGAUAUCGCGUGCCUUCUUGGCAAGAGCCCCUGUCGGUGGCUGUGCUAACAGCACGAGCUAGAGAGUUUUUGUUCGCGUUAGAAAUCGGCGACACCCACGAAAUAACGAGGGAGUUCCGCCAGUGCGGGGAGCGCAACGGAAUCAAGAAGUGGGGGCGAGGCCCCGUGCUCUACGGCAGCGUGAAGGAAUGGGUUUGUCCCAGCCGAAAGAGCGAGAGGAAGGCCAGAAAUUUCGGUUUUUUGCUGGAGGACGAUGAGAAGGGGGGUCGUGGCAGGCCGAGCGGGGCUGAGGGAGGCUACAUUUUCAUCGGGGAUACCGGAGAAGGAGACCCCCGCGCGGGAGAGAUAAUGAGCGCCGAGCACCCGGACCGGAUGCGAGCGGUGUUCCUCCACGUGGUGAGCGAUGGGCCCCAACAGGGGAAGGUACCCGUGCCGAUGGAUCGGGUGGUGAACGCGGUGCCUGUUGUGUACUUCCGAACCUACGUCGGUGCAGCGGUCAAGGCCGUGGAGCUCGGGCUGAUGGACAAGAAGGGGCUAGAAAACGUCAUCACCGCAGCAAAGGAGGCUAUGACCAAGGUGCCCCGACAGUCCUCGAAGUGGGAAGACAUCAAUCGUGAUCUCAUGAUGGCGCAGACGUCAGAGACCCAGCUGCCUUCCAUAGGAGUGAAAACUCUCACCUCAGCGCUAGACGAUGCGUUGGGGUCGAAAAUAAACACGAAGCGGAACGGUGCUGUUAGACGGCGACCCCCUGUUACCACGGCAGCUACGAAGAAACGACCGCACUGAUACAUACAUCUUGAGAGACGAUGAAUGUUUGCUGUUGAUAUUUCGAGGCACGUUUUUGAUAGGUAGCAAACCGGGAUGGCGAGGAGGACAGUUGGUCUAGCUGUUUGAUUGGUGGCUACAUCUCUUUUAGGGUUAGGGUUAGGGUUAGGUUUCUGGAUGGCGUGGGUGUGUUCAUAGUUGAGAUUCUUCGGUGCCGUUUCGGUGAGAGCUGCUCGUGAUUCCCGUGAAGGAAAAGAAGCCGUCUGUCUGAUACUGUAACGGUCGUGUUGGCGAGAAUGAUCAAUUACUGUAGGUCCCAAUGUCCUGUGCGAGUUUGCAGCUGCUGUGCCAUUCUGUGGAUAGUGUUCCGUCCCUUGUUCCUGUUGACACGAAAUUAAACAUGAUUCAGUAUCU